AACCGGAUAUCCGCUUUCUUUUAGUAGACCUGUUGAACAUUCGUUGCACGUGGAUUUGCUCAGAAAAAAAGGCCUUGCUUUUAUUUACUGUAAUAAAGUCGGUUUAUCGUAAUUUUUACUUUGAAAGCUUAAAUCCGAGCUUCUGCUGCGAUGUUUCUGCAGUUUUACCUCAAUGAGAACGGAGACAGAGUCUACACUCUGAAGAAAGUCAAUCCUGAUGGGCAGCCCACCAGCUCGGCCCACCCUGCUCGUUUCUCUCCUGAUGACAAGUUCUCUAGACACCGUGUGCUGUUGAAGAAACGCUUCGGCAUCCUGCUCACCCAGCAGCCCAGACCUGUUCUGUGAGGGUGGGGGAUGAUGGUGGGAAGACGAGAGAGGCUGGAGACCUGGAGAAGACAGGAUGGAGGAGAACAGCUCAAAGAUGAAGAGGAGAAAACCUCAAGCCUGGAUUUAAAAAGACUGUUCUGGAUCAGCAGGAGUUUGUGUGAUUUUUCUCUUAAAUAAGUUCUAGGUUUUUCUUGAGGUAAUGUAAUUUCUCUGCUAAUGUGGUUAUGAUUUGUACUCGUUAGUUCCUAUGUGUGUUUGGUAUCCUAACUAAAUGACAACAAAACCAAGAUUAUGUGAAAAUGAAAUUCAGAUGUACAAGUAAAGAAUGCUAAAAGUGGUGUUGCCCAAAAACAGCUCAAGCAAUUCAUGUCUAAAAAGGCAUUUUGUAUUUAUUGUUUAAUGUUUUUAUUAGGCCUUUUUCUAUUUGUUCCUCAUCAUUUUCAUCCACUUUUUCCACUGACAUUGGCUAUAAAAACUAACGAUUUUUGUUAACUGGAGUGCCUCUAUAUUUCAAAACUGAAACUCAGCUAAAGAUUUUGUGGACAGAUAAAAAAUAUUUUGAAGAUGAUGU
Messenger RNA from Nematolebias whitei (Rio pearlfish), 898 nucleotides. It is a transcript of the gene nop10, whose product is annotated as NOP10 ribonucleoprotein homolog (yeast). The record is from RefSeq and is a predicted model, not a curated record. Gene Ontology annotation, biological process: ribosome biogenesis; positive regulation of telomerase RNA localization to Cajal body; snRNA pseudouridine synthesis. The coding region runs from base 151 to 345 and encodes 64 amino acids. Gene Ontology annotation, molecular function: telomerase RNA binding; box H/ACA snoRNA binding. Gene Ontology annotation, cellular component: box H/ACA snoRNP complex; box H/ACA telomerase RNP complex. The transcript has 2 exons. NCBI's taxonomy places the organism in Eukaryota, Metazoa, Chordata, Actinopteri, Cyprinodontiformes, Rivulidae.